CCUGGCCAUUGGAUUAGUAGCCUUCGGUGAUGAGAUCAGCAGGAUCAGCUUUCAGGAUGGGGCACCGGCCUGGCUUCAGCGGCAGGCUCUUCCCAUCUGGGCUGUCUGUGUCAUGAAGGAGGGAGGAGGAGAGGGAGGAGGAGGAGGAGGGCAGAGGAGAAAGCGGAGGCACAAAAGCGACGGCAACCUUUGAAGGAGCAGCCGCGAGGCGGGCGGGCGGGCGCGCGGGCCGGAGAAGCACCAGGACCGGCUCGCUCCCAGGCCACUCUUCCUUCUGGGGAAGAGUUUCCAGCGGGGAGUUUCCUGUCUGCGCCUCUGUCGUCUCCGGCGGGCGCGUGGAGCGCGGGAAGCGGGGCCUUGGCGCGAGUCGCCUCCAACUUCUCUCCAAAGUCUCCGCAGCCUCCCCCCCUUUUUUUAGGGGGGUGGUGCGCGGAAUAUUAACCUGCCUGGAUCCGUCUGGUGCCUCCGCCACUUUUCAGGGAAAUGCUCUCGGGAAGUCCCAAGAAGAUCUCGUGCUGUUGUUGUCUGUUGCCUUCCUAGAGGCUUGCGCGCUCUCCUCUCCACCAGCAUUCCUGGAUUUUGUCUCGAACAUCCGAAAAGACAAGAGAGAGAGAGGGAAAAGUAAUAACCCGGGAUCCAGCCAGAGAUGCUUUUCUGGUCCCUUGGAGGAGUGUAUUCUCAGAAAACAUUGGCUCUAGACGGGUCCAGAAGGCAAGAGUAAAUCCAGUCUACAUGCACAGAGUCCACUGGCUCAGCUUGAAAGUGUUUUCAUGAGUUAACACUGGGACCAGAUCCACCCUUCGUUCCCUGCAGCCAAGCAAUCUGCAGCCAAGCAAUGGGCCAAAAAAUCUCAGGGAGCAUAAAGUCUGUCGAUGUUCGGGAACCUCCUUACAGACCUGUUAAAAGAGAACUGAGGGGUCCAGAUUUCUGCAAGCCUGCGAGAUUGGAUAUGCUGCUGGAUAUGCCCCCGGCCCAUUUGGAGGUCCAGUACAAGCACGCUUGGAACAAUGAAGACCGAUCCUUAAAUAUAUUUGUGAAGGAAGAUGACAAACUGACAUUUCACAGACACCCGGUAGCCCAAAGCACAGACUGCAUCCGAGGCAAAGUUGGGUAUACGAGGGGCCUGCAUGUUUGGCAGAUCCACUGGCCCGCCAGGCAGCGAGGAACACACGCUGUGGUUGGAGUGUCAACGGCAGAAGCGCCUUUGCAUUCUGUAGGAUAUACGUCAUUGGUUGGUAGCAAUAACGAGUCAUGGGGUUGGGACCUUGGGCGCAACAAACUUUAUCACAACUGCAAAAAUCAGCCUGGGGUGACAUAUCCCGUAUUUUUGGAACCAGAUGAGUCUUUUGUACUCCCAGACUCCUUACUGGUGGUUUUGGAUAUGGACGAAGGGACGCUUAGCUUCAUUGUGGAUGGACAGUACCUCGGAGUGGCCUUCAGGGGACUAAAAGGGAAAAAACUCUAUCCUAUAGUCAGUGCGGUAUGGGGGCACUGUGAAAUCACAAUGAGAUACAUCAACGGACUUGAUCCGGAACCCCUGCCUCUCAUGGACCUGUGCCGAAGAUCAAUCCGCUUUGCUCUGGGCAGAGAACGCCUGCAUGAUAUAGAAACUCUACCUUUGCCUCAGUCUUUGAAAAAUUAUUUACAAUAUCAGUAAUACGAAUUCUAGACCUCUAAAUGGUAGAAAUUGUUUACAUCAGAAUAUAAAUCUUCGUGGUGGAUAUUUUGAGUGUUAUUUAAUUAUUAUUUUUAAACGUUUUUGUUUUUUUUUAAUCAACCGUGGCAGAACAUUUUGGAGACUACUAAGGAAUGUGAAAACUCUUUGAGUUGGUUUAGAUCUUUCAGUGAAAUUAUUGUUGCCUACACUGUUAGCAGCCUUGUUACGCAGAAUCCAAAGCUUGCUUGUCUUCACAGGUCACAUCCAAAGAGAUGCUCUGUAUGUUGACUUAGGUCUGGCGCUGGAUAUGCAGCAGAUGAAGAUCUAAUCCCCAAAAGCAGCCCUAGAGCAAAGGGGGCUAGAAACUCCCUUUGUACAGAUUAAACGUGUGCUACCAAAAAAACAAUAACCUGUUUGGAGGUUUCUGAAAACCAGAAUAACAACGUCACAGAGAUUUAACUCGUAAGAUAUGCCAAGGAUUCACAUUUUCUGUAGACAUCUGUUUUGAUCCAAAGUAAGUUCCUUACACAUAGAGGUUGCCUCUUCUCAUUUGUGAAGGAAAGUGCUCUGGACUGCACACUAGAUUCCCACAAACUCUGUAGAAGGGAGUUAGGAAUCUUUGUGCGCACGGAGCAUAUGAGCUGCAUUGGAACUGCUAGAUUGUGGCCUUUACUUUUAGGUGCUCUGCCUUUUCAGAAAAACAUGCUCUUGGUACCCAACCCACCAUAUUUUAAAUUAUGUCAUAAAACAGCUGUGUCUUGGUUUUAAAAGUAGUUGAUCUUUUCUGAAGAAAAUCUGCUCAAUCUGAAAAUCAGUUAAGCUAGCACAUUUCAGCUGGUUUUCGUUCUGUUGCUUCAGCAGGGUGGAAUUUCCUCAAAUCAGUGUUUUCUAGCUUAACUUGGUUGUCAAUUGGGCUGACAAUUCAGUGUUUUCAACAGCAACCCCCUCCCUCCGCUUUCAAAAUAUGUCACUUUUUAAGUUGGAUUUUUAAAAAUCAUUUGUACUUCAUGAAUUCCAAAUACUGGGUUUUCUUUUAAUAUGUAUUUGACACAGUAUUUUGCAUAUCUGUUCAAAGCUCUGUACAGAGUAUCGAAUUUUAAGUUGUCUCCCCAGGGGAUGGCUUUUUUGUCAUCUUCUCCACUGCUUUCAAUAUGUAUUCAUUUGUCGGGAUCAACUUAUUUUUUUAAAGACACUGCUUUCUUUUUUGCAUUUCCUACUUUGUUCAAAGUUCUCUGCCUGAUCAGUUAUCUAGUUUAUAACUGGAAGUUGUUGCAAAGGCAGGUUGGCGAAUGUUCAGACUGAGCUGCCUUCAGCAUAUUUUAAUGUGAAUUUACCGAAGAAUGAAGAAAAAAGUUUCUAAUAAAGUCUACUGUCCAAAUU
This is a messenger RNA of Podarcis raffonei (Aeolian wall lizard), 3037 nucleotides long. RefSeq names its product splA/ryanodine receptor domain and SOCS box containing 4 (gene SPSB4). The record is from RefSeq and is a predicted model, not a curated record. The transcript is spliced from 3 exons. Gene Ontology annotation, biological process: proteasome-mediated ubiquitin-dependent protein catabolic process; intracellular signal transduction. The coding region runs from base 836 to 1657 and encodes 273 amino acids. Gene Ontology annotation, molecular function: protein binding. Gene Ontology annotation, cellular component: SCF ubiquitin ligase complex. NCBI's taxonomy places the organism in Eukaryota, Metazoa, Chordata, Lepidosauria, Squamata, Lacertidae.